Messenger RNA from Salvia splendens (bonfire salvia), 3006 nucleotides. Its product is annotated as scarecrow-like protein 33. The transcript has 2 exons. NCBI's taxonomy places the organism in Eukaryota, Viridiplantae, Streptophyta, Magnoliopsida, Lamiales, Lamiaceae. The record is from RefSeq and is a predicted model, not a curated record. The coding region runs from base 205 to 2487 and encodes 760 amino acids.
GAGACAGAGAUAGAGAGACUUGAGGAGCAAACUGUGGAUCGCGUGGAUAUUUCUCCCAAAUCUCAUCCAUCUCAGUCGUUCUGGUUUUCAGUUUCAUAAGCUUUCAUUUCGGUAGAAGUUGGCUCCUUUUCUGAGAAUAGAAAUUCAAAAUUGGUUGGAGAUUUGGGAAAGUAGUAGCCUACUACAGUUUGAUUUGACAUUGAGAUGAGUGGUUACAACAAAGGAGAAGGCCAUGUACCAAAUAUUUGGUGUUCUGAUAAGGCAACUUCUAGAAUGAGAUAUAACAACCAAACUACGCAAAAAUUCACAGAUCCGACUCCAGUCGACAGUGUGAGAGCCAGUGACAGUUUUCAAAAUUUGAGUCAUGCUGAUGUUAUACCAGUUUCCACCCAUGCAAAUUUUGAUGCAUUAGUCCAAUUACCCGAAGGUGAUUCUGCAGUGGAUCUUGAUUUUGGUGAUGCACUUCUCAAGUAUAUAAAUCAUAUCCUCCUGGAAGAGGAUUUGGAAGAGGAAACGUUCAUGCUUCGAGAGUCUUCUGCACUUCAAGCUGCAGAAAAAUCAUUUUACGAGGUCAUUGGAGAACAAUAUCCUGCAGCCACAGAUUAUCAGUAUGGAUCAAAUUUUGACAAGAUCAUUGAGAACCCUGAUAAAAACUUGUUUGGUGUAAAUGAUUCCACUGGUUUUUAUGAUUCAGGAACACUACUUCCUGAUUUGAAUUCUGAUUCUGACUGCAGUAGUGGGAUGUACAUAUAUCAUGAUACUUCCGAAAGAAAUUCACAGUCGACUUCUCAGUCCUCUUAUGCUUCAUCAAAUUCACAGUCGACUUCUCAGUCUUCUAAUGCUUCAUCAAGUAGAAGUGGAACCCAGGGUGCAAUAGAUUCUCCUGUGAACACCCUUAUAAUCCCUGAUAUAUUUGGUGAUAGUCAAUCAAUUAUGCAGUUUAAGAAGGGAGUCGAAGAAGCAAGCAAGUUUCUUUCUAAAGGAACUAACUUAGUUGCUGGUUUGAGGUAUGAUGCUCUGUUGCCGAAGGAAGGCUCUGCUAAUCUUUCAGUCAAAGUGGACAGCAAAAUUGGUAAUGAUGAAGUUGUUGAUGCGUUAAGUGGGAAGAGGAAUCCACACUAUGAAAAUAUGGGUUUGGAAGAGGAAAGGAGUAACAAACAGUCAGCCGUUUUUGUUGAAUCAACUGUGAGCUCAGACAUGUUUGAUAGGGUCCUCCUAUAUGCAGACACCGACCUCCGUGAAGCAUUCAAUGAGAUAGCCAUAAACGAGAAACAUAGUGGUCAAUCAAAGGGACCUAGUGGCAGAAAAAGUGGUGGUAGGAAGAAGCAAGGCAAAAGGAAUGUGGUAGAUAUGAGUACCCUUCUGACUCUUUGCGCACGAGCUGUUGCAGCAGAAGACCGGAGGACUACAAAUGAACUUCUGAAGCAGAUCAGGCAGCAUGCUACGCCAUCAGGAGAUGGAAUGCAGAGGCUAGCACAUUAUGUUGCUGAUGGACUUGAGGCACGUAUGGCUGGAUCUGGUAGUCAGAUAUAUGAAACGCUUCUUAGGCGGCCUAUUCAUGCUUCUAAAGUGUUAAAAUCAUAUCUUACAUAUCUUGGUACAUGUCCGUUCAGGAAUAUCACUAAUUUCUUUGCGAAUAAGACCAUUCUGAAUGUCUCUGAGAAAGCCUUGAAACUCCACAUUAUUGAUUUUGGUGUUCUCUAUGGAUUUCAAUGGCCUUCCUUUCUGCAAAAGCUCUCGAUGAGACCUGGUGGACCCCCUAAACUUCGUUUCACCGGUGUUGAUUUUCCCAUUCCAGGUUUUCGCCCAUCCAUAAGGGUUGAAGAGACUGGAAGACGUUUGGCUAGUCAUGCUAAGACCUUUGGAGUUCCAUUUGAGUUCCAUGCUAUUGCUCAAAAGUGGGAAACAAUUAAACUUGAAGAUCUUAAGAUCCAGAAAGAUGAGAUGGUGGCUGUGAGCAGUCAUUUUAAAUUAAGGGAUCUGCUGGAUGAAACUGUUGUGGUGAACAGUCCAAGAGAUACGGUAUUGAACCUUAUCAGGGAGACAAAUCCUGCCGUUUUCGUUCUGGGGAUAAAGAAUGGUGGCUACAAUGCCCCCUUUUUUAUCUCGAGAUUCCGUGAGCUACUCUUUUACUACUCAUCUAUUUUCGAUAUGCUAGAUUCUAUUAUUCCCCGAGGAAUUCAAGAGAGAAUGCUGCUUGAGGAAUAUUUAUUUGGGCGGGAGGUAAAGAAUGCAAUUGCAUGUGAAGGUGCUGAGCGGAUUGAGAGACCAGAGACAUACAAGCAAUGGCAGGUCCGACUUAUAAGGGCUGGCUUUGAGAAGCUUCCUCUGGACGCAGAGAUAACGACAAUGGCUAGAAAUAGAGUUGAAUCAUCCUACCACAAGGACUUUGUGGUAGCUGAAGACAGUCAGUGGUUGUUGCAGGGGUGGAAGGGACGCAUUCUUUACGCUGGAUCUUCUUGGGGACCAGCUCGUCAAAGCUCAUAAAUUUCGUAUAUGAUGCCAAGAUAAUCAACCGCUGGACAUUCCAACUUCUUCAACACCAUUGGAAUAUGAACUUCCUUCUCUUUGCAAGGAAGGUAUUAUUUAUUCGGCUAUCUACUGGAAUGCUACACUGUUUCUAAAUAUAUUUCAGUUGUCUAGCUUCUUAAAUUAAUUUUAUUUCGCUCCUUUAGCUGGUAAGUGAGAGUUUGCUGAUCCUGCGCGCUUCAGCUGUCAAUCGGGCUGUAGAACCACAUUGGUGAUGCAACACGUUCGCCCAACAGUCUCUGUGCUAACUGCCACCAUACUUCCAUGCUAUACUAGAACGUUCGAGGGUGGUUGAAGUGGAAAACAUUUGACAAUAUUAACAGGUAACUGCUCUAGGGGUUCGUCACAUGUAGUCUGUCAAGGUAAUGCCGUGCUAUGUGAUGUCGUAGAAGGCUCGUUUCGUGUAGUGAUUGUUAGCUAUUUUUUUGAUGUACUCAUAACCAGCUUGAUCAUAGAAAUGGCAAAGUAGUUUAAUUA